CCGCCGGAGGAAAGCCCGGCCUUUAACCUCGGCAAGCACACACGACAAGGAAUACUAUUCAAGAAACACACUGGAGACCGAAAUCUGGAUGAGCAUUUAGGAUACAUCAGAAGAGUAUCAUGGGCUUCGACAAGUCUUGGGCCACUGGAAUUAUGGCCUCGAGACCUCCUACAACUCUGCCAUGUUUCCCUACUGGAUCCACAACCGCGCCUUCUUAUUCUUGGAUCUGAGCGUGUGCUAUUUUACAAUGCAGCCUAUGCCGUAAUGUGUGGCAAUAAGCAUCCAGGCGUCCUCGGACAACCCAUCAUGGAAGCUUGGGGCGAUGUCGCGACGGACGCUGUUGUCACACCUCUGGCCACCGCAGAAGCUACAGGACGACAAGUAGAACUUACAGAUCAACCGCUGGUGUAUGAGCGGAAUGGCUUCCUCGAGGAAGUGUAUCUAUCAUGGACGGUCAUACCAUUGUUUGGAUCAACUCCGGGCUUCUAUGUAACACUAACAGAUGUGACCGAAACAAGGUUAGCAGANAAGAGGCGAGCAGCUCUCCGGGCACUCAACGCUGCUUGGGAUGUUGUCAAGGAGCCUCGCAAGUUCUGGCAGAGUAUUCCCGGUAGUCUUGCCCUGGACCCAUUUCUNUUUCCUUUCGCGUUCCUCUAUGCUGCAGAGUCCAAUACGGACUCAGAGAGCUCAAUCGACACUUCUCUACAUUCGACUCAUGAGAUGCGAUUCAAGCUUACAGGAUCUACUGGCGAACCGUCUGUCACUUCCAUUCUACCAGAAGAGCUAGGGUCCGACCAUUUCACCUUAUUCUCGAAAUCAACAGACCCAACACUGAUUCGGCACAAUGGACUUACCAGACCGAUCUGGCCAUUCUUAGCACAAGAUUGUAUUCUGGUGCCAAUACAUUCGAGUCGAUCAGAGAAGAUUAUCGCCUACCUGUUUCUUGGAACCGACCCGAAACGACCUUACAACGAGAAUUACAGAGAUUGGAUACAUGAGUUUUCCAGGUGUCUGAGUAACGCUGCGACCAACGUUCUCUUGGCUGAAGAAGAGAAGCGUAAGCAACACUACCGAGCAAUACAAGCAGCCAGGGAACAACAUCUUCUAGCGACCGCACUGGCAAACCGCGACAGAGAAGCUGUGGCUGUGACGGAUCAGUACCAACGCACACUCAAGGUUGUCGAUAUGGCUGACGUUGGCAUCUUCGAGUACGAUCCCGAGGGCCGACUGAUGUAUGCCAAUGAUGCUUACAAGGCUAUGGCUCACUGUUCGUCAGAGAUGAUGCACGGAGAUAAGCUGGUGUUUCUUGACUUGGUAUACCCGGAAGAUCAUGGAUUUAUCAUGUCGAAGUGGAAUACCGCGGCUGGUGGUACACCUUGUACGUUCGAGUUGAGGUUCAAGACUCCUGACGGCCAUGGUGUCUGGGUCCUUGCUGCCGUGAUACCAGUAUAUGAGAAUGGUGUUGUCACAAGUGUAUCUGGAUGCACCACAAACAUCCACGAUACCAAGUUGAGAGAAACGGAAUCCGUACAGCGAUUGCAAGCGCUUGAAAGAGCAAAGGCGUGGGAACAGCGCUUCUCAAAUUUUGCUGAGAUGGCCCCUAUUGCUAUCUACUUUGGAUCACAGAAUCAUCACCAGCUUUCGUACUGCAACCGGGCCUGGUUCGAGAUGACUGGACAUCCCGUUGUACCUUUUGAGCAGAUUGACUGGGCGAGCAUAAUAUACGAGGAGGAUAUCGAGCUUGUCAGGAGCAGCUGGACUCGAGUUUUCAGCACUCAAACCCCUACUACUGUACAGUUCAGACUUCGACGCAGCUGGGCCGACGGAAACGGAGUGACCAUCGGUCCGGUGUGGGUCACUGCAUCUGCGUUGCCUGAGUACAAGGAAGAUGGAUCUAUUAAGGGCAUUAUUGGCACCAUGCUGGACAUCUCAGCAUUGAAGUUUGCAGAGACAGUACAGCAGAUGAAGGUCCAGGAAGCCUUGGAAGCUAAACGACAAUCUUCGAACUUUAUCGACAUGACAUCGCAAAACCCUCUCGGUGCGGUCUUCCAUUGUUCUGACGCCACUCAAGAAACUCUGGCCGAUAUGACAGUCCUCGCAGAUCGACUAGCUUCUACCACUGAGUCCAAGAUUGGUGAACAGCUACAUGAACUCAUCUCAAGCGGUAUCGACUCAGUCAGCACAAUCAUAUCCUGCUCGCAACAUCAGAAAAGGAUUGUGGACGAUAUCCUUGUGCUUUCCAAACUCGACUCGAAUCUCCUACAAAUCGCACCUUCGACCGUCAGAGUAACAGCUCUAUUACACGAUGUGGAAAAGAUGUUUGAAGCUGAAGCUCAACGAUGCGACGUACAACUAGAGACGCAAUCUCACGCUUCACUAGAACAACUUGAAGUCAACUGGGUAAUGCUAGACCCAGGACGAGUCCAACAAGUCCUCAUCAACCUCUUAACCAACGCCAUCAAAUUCUGCAAGAAGAAGAGUCAGAGGAAAGUCACCAUACGCGUUGGCGCAUCAAAGAUACGGCCUUCCGAAAACGUGCUUCCUCAUAUCGAUUUUGUGGUUGCGCAUUCGCUGCAUGAUUCGGUAUAUGAUGAUCCGAAAUUCGAGUCUCAGAGCUUUUAUCUCUGGUUCAGUGUAGAGGACACUGGCCGCGGUAUGUGUGCAGUUGAGAAGAGCCGUAUCUUUGCUCGUUUUACCCAAGGUUCUCCUCGUACAGAAUCGGAGUAUGGAGGCUCAGGACUAGGUCUCUUCAUCUCGCGUGAGCUGGCAGAACUUCAAGGCGGAGAGAUAGGCGUGGCCAGUGAACUCCACAUCGGCAGCACAUUUGCCUUNUUCAUAAAGACCAGACAUACAGAAGCACCCGCCACAGCGACUGCAAACCUACACAAAAACCUAGCCCUCCAACANAAAGACCAAACACCAGCAACGAAGAAAUCAGACAUCAACAUCCUAGUCGUAGAAGACAACGCCGUAAACCAAAAACUGCUCCGCCAACAACUCACCAAACACGGCUUUACAGUAACAACAGCCGAUAAUGGACUUGACUGCCUCUCCCAACUCCAACAAACCAAGCAUUGGCGAGCAAACUCUUCUUCCACCGAUGCUCCUUCGAUAGCAGUCAUUCUCAUGGAUAUAGAGAUGCCAUUGAUGGAUGGAUUACAAGCCACCAAGGAAAUCAGAAAAUGGGAAAAGGAGGGAAAACUCACAGGACAUGUGCCUAUUAUUGCGGUGAGUGCGAAUGCGAGACAGGAACAGAGGGAUUUGGCUAUGGAUGCGGGUAUGGAUGACAGUAUAGCCAAACCGUUUAGGAUUGCGGAGUUGGUGCCUAAGAUUGAGAGGUUGGCUGGUUGGACA
Messenger RNA from Aureobasidium musti, 3354 nucleotides. Lineage: Eukaryota; Fungi; Ascomycota; Dothideomycetes; Dothideales; Saccotheciaceae. The record is from the annotation of a GenBank genome assembly.